CUCAAGCUUCAUGGAAGAAGCUCCAAUGGCAACGAUUCGAGUGAAAAUAAGUCCUACGAGAGCUGAAUAUCACUUUAGCAAAGCAAUCUCACACGGCUCUCUGUACCAAUUCGAACCAUCCCGUCGAGGACAACGGCCAGCCUGACUCGUAAAAGUCACACGAACUGCAGAAACCCCAGGCGCAUCGCGCUCGUGAGCCGAGCUCCCUCGACCCUCAGUCCUCUACACCCAAAAACCGAAUCUGUCGGCGCAGCCGGCUAGACGUCGAAAAGAUGCGGGCAACACCCUCGCUGUUGAACAAAGGCAUCUGGGCCCGAACCAUGGAUGAAUUCAAACGGCGCGCAAGUAUUGCCGUGAAAGCCGAAGGGAUCAAGGGCCCCUCGGGCCCAUUUGUCCUUCAAGACUUUCGCACGCCUGGCUCUACCGACGACUGCAAAAUCAUGACUGACCAAGAGAUUGGCGGCUUCUCCCACGGCGCCCUCGAAUGGGUCCCCUCUCUACCCUCCACAACGACGACCUCGUCGCAAAGCAGCCCGGCAAGUAGCACCCGAGGCUACGCCCGGUUCCACGGCACGAUAUCCACCGACCUCCCCAAAAACGACCCCAAGAUCCAACGCACAGGGUUCGCAGCAUGGAGGACGCCAGACCAGAAGCCUACUCUGUUCGGCAAGGCGGUCUGGGAUAUUGACCCGUACUCAUAUCUUGCGUUGCGCGUAAAGUCGGAUCGGCGGAGCUACUUCAUCAAUUUGCAGACGGACUCGGUAGUGCCAACAGACCUGCACCAGCACCGACUGUUCGCGAAGCGGCCGGGCGAAUGGGAGACGGUGUUCAUCAGGUGGAACGGCUUUGUGCGGACGAAUCACGGCUUCGUGGUCGAACCACAGAUGGAAAUGCUGCGGUCCAAGGUCACGACUGUCGGCCUGGGAUUGACGGAUCGUGUGCCGGGUCCGUUUGAGUUAUGCAUUGAAAGGAUUUGGGCGACGAACGAUGUCGAAGAGGCGGUGGAGGAGAGUGACGGGGACAUGAUGGCUGCGCAGGAGGCCAGAGAAGCGAGGGAGAGCGAGUUGAGAAAUCGGGAGGGGAAGAGCAUCCGGUGGAGGGAAAGGUGAAGUUUGCGUCCUGAAAUCAGGAGACACGGCUUCGACCAUGCUGCGAGGAGUACUGGGCUGGGCCUAGACGGCCAAUACUGGUUGAGCAGACUCUCUCGGGAUUUCAUUAAUCUAGCGAGGGAAGCCGAGUUCAUUCGGCAAAGGGAUUUGGAGGCAGCGGCAAGUUCAGCAGGGUAAGAUCCUGGCCAGGGAACUGUAACAGACCCUCUGUAUGAUAUGGCAGCAUAACGUGAACAUAAGACGGCAAUUGGCGUAAAUGAUGCGGCAAUAUGUUUUAUUGCUGUGCCAACAUACAAACAUACAACACCCAUGAACCUCAGCGGAACACCCAGGAGAAACGCGCGACGUCAAGUGUCAAAAAGCGUUUCCAAAAUUUUUGAGGGACGGUCUC
Colletotrichum destructivum is the source of this 1500-nucleotide messenger RNA. RefSeq names its product Putative complex I intermediate-associated protein 30. The record is from RefSeq and is a predicted model, not a curated record. Gene Ontology annotation, cellular component: mitochondrion. Gene Ontology annotation, biological process: NADH dehydrogenase complex assembly; mitochondrial electron transport, NADH to ubiquinone. The transcript has 2 exons. The coding region runs from base 273 to 1109 and encodes 278 amino acids. NCBI's taxonomy places the organism in Eukaryota, Fungi, Ascomycota, Sordariomycetes, Glomerellales, Glomerellaceae.